This is a messenger RNA of Papilio xuthus (Asian swallowtail), 1874 nucleotides long. RefSeq names its product 4-coumarate--CoA ligase 1-like. The record is from RefSeq and is a predicted model, not a curated record. Lineage: Eukaryota; Metazoa; Arthropoda; Insecta; Lepidoptera; Papilionidae. Gene Ontology annotation, biological process: long-chain fatty acid metabolic process; fatty-acyl-CoA biosynthetic process. Gene Ontology annotation, molecular function: long-chain fatty acid-CoA ligase activity. The coding region runs from base 89 to 1786 and encodes 565 amino acids. The transcript has 8 exons.
UCAAUUGCGGACUUUAUGUGAGUUAGGUCUAUUAAGUUGCGAUUGAAAACCCGUAUUACGUAUUCCAUAUAAAAACAAUAUAGUUGACAUGUUUAGAACGCAAUUGAUAAAUAAAACAUUUAAACAUGAGUUUAGAAACUUACUUGGUGUAUUAAUAAAGAAGAAACAUGUAUGGACAAGUGAUAAAAUUGCCAAAUCACCGUUUAAAGAUAUAGAAAUUCCAAAUGUUAGCGUUGCUGAACAUCUCGUGAACAACUUGGAGAAGUGGGCAACGAAAACUGCAGCGAUAUGUGGAAUUACGGGUCGGCAAUACACGUACGAACAAAUACAUAAGCAGUCGCAAAGGCUUGGUGCUAACUUGAGGAAGAAAUUAAAAAUAGAAAAUGGAGAUACAAUCGGAGUUAUAUUGCCGAACAUGCCCGAAUACCUUACGACCCUGAUUGGUUCACUUAACGCCGGAGGCGUCAUCUCUACCAUGAAUCCAAGUUACACAGCAUACGAAAUUCAACGACAAAUAACUAUGUCUGACACAAAAUUAAUUUUCGUCGUCCGAGAAACAAUUGACACGGUCAAGGAAGCAUUAAAACUAAGCCAAAGAAAUAUUCCUAUUAUAGUAAUUAAUUUAGACGGAAAUCUACCAGAAGGGACCAUAUCCUUUAAAGAAUUAGUUGAAGACAAUCAUGUAGAUGUAGGCAUAUUAAAAGAAGUUAAAAGAAAUGAAGAAGACCUUGCAUUUCUACCUUAUUCUAGUGGAACUACUGGUUUACCAAAGGGCGUUGAAUUGACAAAUAAAAACAUCGUAGCUAAUUUAGUACAACAGGAUACAGAAUGUAGACAAUACGAGUUUACAACAGAAUCACACCAAGACAGUGUACUGGUCUCUUUGCCGAUGUUUCAUAGUUAUGGAUUAACAGUUGUCACUCUUCAUAAGUUCUCAGUCGGAGCGAAGUUGGUGACUGUCCCACAAUUUAGACCUGAAACAUUCGUUAAUAUACUUUCAAAUUUUAAUUUAAACUUGUUCUACUUGUCUCCACCAACAGUAUUGUUCAUGGGAUCAUAUCCUCAAGUGCUACCAACAUAUUUAGAACACUUGAGAUGCGUAACAUGUGGAGCUGCACCUUUGCCUGUGGCAGAUAUUGAAAAAUUCUUAAGUAAACUCAAACCCAGUGCCCACUUCGCCCAAGCUUACGGUCUUACGGAAACCAGUCCACUUGCAACUGCUAAUCCAAUUGGAUACAAGGACUACACAAAAGUAGGAUUCGCUUUACCUAACAGUUCCCUAAGGAUAAUUGAUGGUAAUAAUAACAAUCUAGGACCAGAUGAGGUCGGAGAAUUAGUAAUAAAGGGACCAAAUAUAAUGAAAGGUUACAAGAACAAUCCAGAAGCAAAUAACCAAGUAUUUUUAGAAAACGGUUGGCUGAGAACUGGAGACUUAGCAAAAGUAGAUGAUUUUGGAGCUGUGACAAUAGCAGAUAGACUCAAGGAGCUAAUCAAGGUAAACGCGUACCAAGUUCCACCAGCUGAACUUGAAAGUGUAUGUAAAGAGCAUCCUGCAGUAUUUGAUGCAGCCGUUGUUCCGAUACCAGAUGAGAAAACUGGCGAAAAACCAAAAGCAUUUAUAGUUGUCAAAGAUAGUGCCAAAGUGAAUGAAGAAGACAUAAUGGCGUUUGUAGCUAAACGAGUAGCACCAUAUAAACGGUUAAAAGAAGUAACAUUUAUAAAUGAAAUACCAAAAAAUCCUUCGGGAAAGAUAUUGAGGAGGGUUUUAGUAGAAAAGUUUUGUUGAUUGAUGUAGCUUGUAAAAACAAUUUAUUUUUAUAUUUUUUUAUAUCAGAAGGAGGCAAACGAGCGAGCGGCCACCUGAAAUCGCUGAA